Molecule: messenger RNA, 1494 nt
Organism: Exserohilum turcica Et28A
Lineage: Eukaryota; Fungi; Ascomycota; Dothideomycetes; Pleosporales; Pleosporaceae
Exons: 4
Coding region: 1-1494 (497 amino acids)
Molecular function (GO): oxidoreductase activity, acting on paired donors, with incorporation or reduction of molecular oxygen, reduced flavin or flavoprotein as one donor, and incorporation of one atom of oxygen; iron ion binding; heme binding
Source: RefSeq, a predicted model, not a curated record
AUGGCAGUUUCCCUCCCGAUUCUUGCCAGUGCCCUGGCUUUGACCUUAUCCCGCAAGCAAUUGAAGAAAAAACACGCUUGCCUCCCCCCACAACGCCUACCCCAAAAGGAUCCCUUUCUCGGAACCGACGUGGUACGUGCCAAUCUGGCUGCCGCCAAGAAUCAUGGCCUUUUGGAUUUGCUCAGAAUACGACAUGCCAAGCAUGGUCGCACAUUCACAACAAACACCUUUUUCCGCACUACCAUCAACACGUGCGAUCCAAGAGUCCUGCAGUCUGUCCUGUCAUUGCAGUUUGACGACUUUGGCAUGGGUCCGCUCAGGAGCAAGAGCGCGUCACCACUCCUCGGAAAUGGCAUCUUCACAACCGAUAACGAAGUGUGGUCCCACCAGAGGGCCCUGAUCCGACCGAGUUUUGUCCGAGGUCAGAUAACGGAUUUUAGUAUUUUCGAGACGCGUGUGGACCAGCUUAUCCAGCUCAUUGCCAAGGAAAAUUACACCGUUGAUCUGCAGCACUUGCUCUUCCGCAUGAUACUCGAUUCCAAUAGUGAAUACUUGUUUGGAGAGCCGAUCGGGCUUCUGGCUUCUGACGGGUCUGGCUCUGCCCAGUCAUUCCACGAUGCUCUUGAUGUUGCUCAAAAAGGCAUCAUUUAUCGCCUGAGACUCGGGUCCCUCAUGUUUAUCCAUCGAGAUUCGAAAUUCGAAAAAGCGUGUGCAGAGGUACAUGCCUAUGCCGACCAGUUUGUUACAAAAGCACUCGCGUUCCGACGGCAGCAAGCUUUGUAUCCGGAAAAAUGCCUCGACCAAGGCUCGAAAAAGAACUACGUCUUUAUCAACGAACUGGCUAAAGCUACCGAGAACCCCAUCGUACUGCGUGAUCAGAUUGUCAAUAUGCUUCUUGCGGCACGCGAUACAACCGCUGGCCUGAUAACUUUUACCUUCUUUGUGCUCGCUCGGGACCGGAGAGUCUGGGACAAGCUGCGGAAGGAGGUCCUCGCCUGUUGGACAUAUCCUCUUAACUACGACGCCGUUCAGAGUAUGACUUAUCUGCGAUAUGUGAUUCACGAAACACUUCGCCUGUUCCCUCCCAUCUCUACCAAUAGCCGUAUGGCGAACAAGGACACGGUAAUUCCUUUUGGUGGCGGCCCUGAUGGUAAUUCACCUCUAUUUGUUGCGCGUAACAAUGUCGUCUCGUACAGCACUUUCGUAAUGCACAGGCGAGAAGAGUUUUUCGGGCCCGAUGCGCUGGAGUUCCGACCGGAGAGAUGGGAGGAGUUGCGACCCGGAUGGGAGUUUUUGCCAUUUAACGGAGGCCCGCGGAUCUGUCCUGGGCAGAAAUUUGCGCUGAUCGAGUCGUCGUACACGGUUGCCAGGCUAGUGCAAGCGUUUUCCAGCAUCGAGAACUUGGACUCGCAGGAUUUUAAGGAGCACAUAACUUUGUCGUUGACGCUUGAUAAUGGAUUGAAAUGUAGACUGGUGCCAGCUGAGAUACCCUAG